Messenger RNA from Larimichthys crocea (large yellow croaker), 1197 nucleotides. RefSeq names its product Golgi apparatus membrane protein TVP23 homolog A. Gene Ontology annotation, biological process: vesicle-mediated transport; protein secretion. Gene Ontology annotation, cellular component: Golgi membrane. The coding region runs from base 105 to 704 and encodes 199 amino acids. The transcript has 7 exons. Lineage: Eukaryota; Metazoa; Chordata; Actinopteri; Sciaenidae. The record is from RefSeq and is a predicted model, not a curated record.
GUACUAUUUCACUGCAACACCUGGCUUAUUCCAGCCCUAUAAUACAGCUGCGCUUUCCAUCAAAUGGUAGCAUACUUCGCUUUGCUAUACACGCUCGUCAUACGAUGGCGGAUGACACGGAGGACGUAGAGCUGGACUUUGCUGCUGACGAGCAGGAGAGGGCGCGGAGAAGCGCAGUCAUAAGACACCCCCUCGCCUCCUUUUUCCACCUGUUCUUCCGGGUUGUUGCCAUCGUCACCUAUUUGCUCUGUGACUGGAUCAGCGAGAACUUUGCAUCAUGUUUUGUCCUGAUCAUCACUCUGCUCUCUUUUGACUUCUGGUCUGUGAAGAAUGUGACUGGCAGGCUGUUGGUGGGGCUCCGCUGGUGGAAUCAGAUUGACGAAGAUGGAAAGAGCCUUUGGGUUUUUGAGGCCAAAAAAACCACCCGGGGCAACAACAUUGGGACAGAGGCAGAGGCGAGGAUAUUUUGGCUGGGUCUCAUCGUCUGUCCUUUAAUAUGGACAUUCUUCUUCUUCACCUCCCUGUUCUCGCUGAAGAUUAAAUGGCUGUCGCUUGUGGUUGCUAGUAUUUCCCUCCAAGUGGCUAAUCUCUAUGGUUACCUACGCUGCAAGACGGUGGGAGAGGAUGGCCUGCCUCCCGACACCCACUCUUUCACGGGGCAGCACCUCCUGCAGCGUCCAGACAUCAUCUUUGGAAUACUAUGAAGAUUACCUCCUACUCUGCUGUGCUUGUGUCUGUCUUUGUGUGUGUCGAGAUAGACGAGAGCUGCCUCAUUUCCAAAGUUUCAACAAACUGCAUCUACUUGAACGGCUUUGUGCCCUGUGCAUGCCUUAUGCUGCUGACUGUUCACUUCACAUGCUGCCCAUGGAUCAGUCUAGCUAUUAUGUCAAUAAAAGAUAAGUUCAUUUUACAUUUAAACACUCAGUGAGUCAUUGUUGGUUCAAAAAAAACAUAUGCUGCAAAUUCAUUUAUUAUUUAUUACAGAUAUCAGGAUUUUGAUGCACAUGUUCUUUGUCCUGCUUUCAGUAAAACGUUUGUUGUAAGGGCUCCAUGUACUUGAUCUGUGAUAGAAAAGGCAGGGCUAAAUCUGACGUAUGCACCCCAAAACUAUAGCACCGGUACUCAUGAAGUACUUUGGCCUCGUUGGAGGAAGAAGAGGGGGUUAGUGUGUAUGAAAUGAAGAAAUUAAAUGGCAAA